This is a messenger RNA of Aspergillus luchuensis, 1434 nucleotides long. Its product is annotated as putative MFS transporter. Gene Ontology annotation, biological process: transmembrane transport. The coding region runs from base 1 to 1434 and encodes 477 amino acids. The transcript is spliced from 9 exons. Gene Ontology annotation, molecular function: transmembrane transporter activity. The record is from RefSeq and is a predicted model, not a curated record. NCBI's taxonomy places the organism in Eukaryota, Fungi, Ascomycota, Eurotiomycetes, Eurotiales, Aspergillaceae. Gene Ontology annotation, cellular component: membrane.
AUGAGUGGAGAAAAGAACUUGGACCAUGCUGAGAGCGUCCAGGAUGUUGAAGUUGCUCCGCAAGUCACGCAAGAGAGCUAUACUGGGAUAGAACUCAACACUCGCGAGAAAGCCCUGGUCUGGAAGCAAGACUUGAGAAUUGUGCCACUCUGCGCGGGCAUCUAUCUUCUCUGCUAUCUGGAUCGUUCCAACAUAGGAAAUGCCAAAAUCCUCAACCAAGACACCGGCAACGAUCUCCUCUCGGAGACGCAUAUGACUUCGUACCAGUACACUGUCGCGCUCAUGGUGUUCUUGAUCGCGUAUGCGCUGUUCGAAGUGCCCUCCAAUUAUCUGCUUAAAAAGUUGAAGCCCAGCAGAUGGAUCGGAUUCCUCAUGCUGUCCUGGGGAGCUACCACAAUGGGCUUGGGCGGCUCGCACAACUUCUCCCAAGUGACUGGUAUUCGGUUCCUGCUCGGAGCCACGGAGGCCGGCCUUUUCCCCGGACUCGUCUACUACCUGACCUUCUGGUAUCGCAAUUCAGAGCGGUCCAUGCGCGUCGCUCUCAUCCUAGCAUCCGCCACCCUCGCGGGUGCUUUCGGCGGUGCCAUUGCGUACGGCGUAGGACAUAUGAACGAGGUCCGCGGGCUAUCAGCAUGGCGAUGGCUGUUCAUCAUCGAAGGCGCUCCGUCGUGUGCCUCGGCAUUCCUCGUUUGGUUCUUCCUCCCUGACUAUCCCGAGUCGGCGUCGUGGCUCAGCCCGGAAGAGAAGGAUCUUGCUAUCCACCGAUUGAGAGAGGAAGGCUCCCAUGGAGCGGCCAAGGCCAUGAGCUGGGAAGAAGCAAAGGAGAUCCUGACGGAGUGGAGACUAUACGCGCAUUAUAUAGUAUAUUUCGGCAUCUCGACCCCCUUCUCCAGUCUUUCCCUCUUCACUCCUGCCAUCGUUAGUGGCCUUGGAUAUGAGGAUCUGCGGGCCCAACUCAUGACAGUACCGCCAUGGGCUGCUGCCUAUGUGGUGACUACUGUCGUUGCAUGGUCCGCCGACCACUUCAACAGCCGUGGUCUGCACUCCGCCCUCUUUGCCUUUAUCGGAGCCAUGGGCUUCCUCGCAUCGGCUGUCCUUCCCGCAGACGCAUACUUGCACCGAUACGGCUGUCUUGUAGUCGCAGCAAGCGGCUCCUUUGCCUGCAUCCCGCCAUUACUCGGCUGGCUAUCUGCCAAUAUCCGCUCGACAGCAGGGACUGGCCUAGCCAUUGCAUUGAACGUGUCAUUCGGGGCGCCGGGACAAAUCGUAGGGGUAUGGAUAUACAAGUCCGACGAGGAGAAGAAGGGUUAUCCGACGGGACACUGGACGAAUGCGGCGCUGCUGCUGAUGGUUACGGUGGGGUGUAUUCUGCUGCGACUGUAUUAUGGAUGGAGGAACAAGGGGACCAAGGGUGGUGAAAGGUUCGCCUAUUGA